ACGCCUUCCGCUCCUUUGCCCCUUCCUGCUACCUGCGUUGAGGGUCCUGCAUCGCCUGGGGCUUACUUAACCGGCCCUGGAGGCCAACUCGUUUCUGCGAGUGGUGCCGGCAGCGAAGCGGCCAAACGUGAAUGGGACCGUCUCUGCCUUGACUACCAGCGCGAGAAGGAAGCCGCCAGAAAUGCUCUGCUCACAAGACCACCAACCGCUGACCCCUACGCGAUGCCACUUUCUUCUUCCUCUUCUUCUUCUUCCUCUUCUUCAUCUUCUUGUCCGCCGGGCUCUGAGUUUCUGCAGGCCCCUUCUUCUCUCUCCACUUACGUCUCUCUUCCCAGUGCCUCCUUGCCUCUCUCGGCUUCACCCCUCGGUCUCGAGUCCUCUGGCAUCUACACAACUCCUCUGGGCGGCGGAUUGAGUCCUCGUGGACUGAAUGAGACGUCUGGCCUGGCUGAAUCUGUUUCGCUGCCAUCGCAACAACAACACCUCUUGCCUUCGACGUCAUCAGCGCACUCUGGAACGGUCUCACUUUCGCCUGAUCUCUUGCCUCCUUCCGCGGUUGCUGAGCGUCCCCUCGUGAUGUCUGUGCCGCCCAACAAUAGCGAAGUCGACUCUUCUCGUAGAAUGGUCUCUUCCGUGGCAGCGCCUGGUCUUGCUUCUGCUGGAGUUGCUGGAGUGACUGUUGCCAACUCUUCUUGUAUUGGGAGCGGACUCAAACGACCCUACGACCAGGCUUUGCCUAUCGACUCGACAGCAUGGCUCGGCCCAUCUGAAAUGAGCUUGGGCUUAAAUGGUGCUUGCUUUUUACAUUCCUCCUCAGGGCAACCGGGAGUUCUCCAGAUGACGCCUCCCUUGCCGACAGCACCGCCAUGUUCGUCACUGCCUAUGCCGCUGCCACUGCAACUGCAACUUCCACUGUCACUGCCACCGGUUCCGGCGACGACCUAUACGAUGCUUCCCACUGCGUCAUCUGCUGCCUCUGUACUCUCGACUCCCUCACUUUUGCCUAUGGCAACGGUUGCUGGCGUUCAGUCUACCGUGGCAAUGACGAUGGCUGCCGCAGUUUCAGGUUCAUUGAAUGAAGGGCAACAAACAGCGCCGCCUCGUGGGAAGGCGACAAAAAAGAGGAAAGCUGCAUCCGCAAGUGCCAACAAGUCGAGUUCUGGCACGAGCAAAAGUCGCGCUUCUGCCUGUGGAAAUAACAACCCUUCCCUGUCCGGAGAACCACUUCCACCGACUGUCCUUGAUCGGCUUCAGAGCCCAUCGGUCGUUGGGCCAGCUCCAACACAAAUGGGUCUCGGAUCUGCAACUGCCUCGGGCAUUUUGCAGCUUCGAGGGAAACAGCAGAUGCCUUUGUCUGGGCAGCCAGCUUACUCAACUGCAAGUCAAUUCCCUUCUGAUGCACACUCGAACUCAGCUGUCCCGAGCACUUGUCAUCCGCAGACCUGGAACACAGUUCGGUCGCAUGUUGACUUUGCUGUAAGUUCUUAG
Messenger RNA from Protopolystoma xenopodis, 1488 nucleotides. The record is from the annotation of a GenBank genome assembly. NCBI's taxonomy places the organism in Eukaryota, Metazoa, Platyhelminthes, Monogenea, Polystomatidea, Polystomatidae.